Solanum lycopersicum (tomato) is the source of this 1549-nucleotide messenger RNA. RefSeq names its product probable serine/threonine-protein kinase PBL16. The record is from RefSeq and is a predicted model, not a curated record. Gene Ontology annotation, molecular function: protein kinase activity; ATP binding. Gene Ontology annotation, biological process: protein phosphorylation. Lineage: Eukaryota; Viridiplantae; Streptophyta; Magnoliopsida; Solanales; Solanaceae.
CGGAGGCCGUAGGACCCAACAGAAAUAUUGAAAAGGAAAGGCGCACAACUCUAUUUGUUGUGUGCUACAGACAACACAACACCACUUCCACUUUCUUACUUUUUUCUCAAAUCCAUUUUCAUUUCACACACAAAUUACUUUCUUCAUCUUCUUCUUCUUGGGGGUUUGGUUAAUUCUGUUGUUUCAUUUUUAGUAAUAAUCAUGGGUGGUUGUUGAGAUACAAAGUUAGGGGUUUUAUACUAUAAUAAAUGGGAAAUUGCUGCUGUAGGGGUCAACCUUCAAUAUACAGAGUCUCUUCUAAUGCAAAAUCUGAGUCUCCAAAGGAUAAAAGUCCAUCUCAAAAUGCAAGGAUGGAUCACACUAAGAUGCCUUCGAACCCUGAAGAAGUAGAAGACCUGCGUCGUAGCUCAGCUACAAAUCCAUUGAUUGCAUUCUCCUUUGAUGAACUUAAGAUAAUAACAUGCAACUUUAGACAAGAUUACAUGCUCGGUGGAGGAGGAUUCGGAAAUGUUUAUAAAGGAUAUAUUACUGAAGAUUUGAGGGAAGGACUCCAGCCAAUUACAGUAGCUGUUAAGGUUCAUGAUGGGGAUAAUAGUUAUCAGGGACACAGGGAAUGGCUGGCUGAAGUGAUAUUUCUCGGCCAACUUUCGCACCCAAAUUUAGUAAAGUUGAUUGGUUACUGCUGUGAAGCUGAACAUCGAGUUCUUAUAUACGAGUAUAUGGCUCGGGGAAGUGUUGAAAACAAUUUGUUCUCAAGAGUAUUGCUUCCUCUUCCGUGGUCCAUUAGAAUGAAGAUUGCCUUUGGCGCAGCUAAGGGGCUCGCAUUUCUGCAUGAAGCUGAAAAACCUGUUAUCUAUCGAGAUUUUAAGACAUCUAAUAUCCUGUUAGAUCUGGAGUACAAUACAAAACUCUCUGAUUUUGGGCUAGCUAAAGAUGGACCAGUUGGUGACAAAUCUCAUGUUUCUACUCGCAUAAUGGGAACCUAUGGAUAUGCUGCCCCUGAAUAUAUUAUGACAGGUCAUUUGACUCCUAGGAGUGAUGUUUAUAGUUUUGGAGUUGUUCUUCUCGAGCUUCUAACGGGAAGAAGAUCACUUGAUAAAUCGAAACCAGCCCGAGAACAAAACCUUACAGAUUGGGCAGUACCAUUGCUUAGAGAAAAGAAAAAACUGCUCAAUAUUAUAGAUCCAAGACUUGAUGGAGAUUAUCCCAUAAAAUCUGUUCAUAAGGCUGCAAUGCUUGCUUAUCAUUGCCUAAAUCGCAACCCGAAAGCACGACCUUUAAUGAGAGACAUUGUAGAUUCCUUAGAGCCUCUUCAGAUACCUGGUGAAGUUCCAACAAGUGAGAAGCCUACUUUGACUGUGAUCACUGAUACGCCAAAUGGAGUUAUCAAAGAGAAGGUGCAAACUUGAACAUGAUUACAAGGUUUUCUAACUUCCCUAGCAUUAAUAGAAUGAUUUGAUACAAUAUUUUACUUUCCUGUAAUGCAUUACAAUGUUUGGCUUUUUGGUAAUACAAAUAAACACACUAUUUAUUUAGUCUCCCAAUUUAA